This is a messenger RNA of Xylona heveae TC161, 672 nucleotides long. RefSeq lists its product as hypothetical. NCBI's taxonomy places the organism in Eukaryota, Fungi, Ascomycota, Xylonomycetes, Xylonales, Xylonaceae. The record is from RefSeq and is a predicted model, not a curated record. The transcript has a single exon. The coding region runs from base 139 to 477 and encodes 112 amino acids.
UCGUAAGUCGAGGAGGUUGCCGUAUCCCAGCGGACCUCUCCCCGAUCACACCAACGGAAGUACGGUGUCCGGUUCGAACUUUGUGGUAGUUCUCAACUCGUGCGGGUAACCCACGAAUCGCUUGUGGAGCUCUAAGCAAUGAGAAUGACCCUUGAGGGAAGCAAUUCUGCAGAGACAUUCUCACCAUGGAGUGGCGGCGCCGGAUCGCACCGACUUCUGGUAUGGGACGGGUUUGCUGGGCUGGUGAUCAACUUUUGCCAUUCAUUUCUUUCCUUUUUUUUAUAUAUUUUUCUUAUCCUAUUCCCUUAUUCCAUCUGGAUGGAAUUUUAUGACAGAUAUUUGGGAGCUCGUUCUAGAAAUAAUUCCAUGAUCGAAUUCCUCCUUCGUGGUUCGAACCACGAUCGCCUCAAAAGCAUUACGGUUGGUGGUCAAAGCCUACAACGCAGCAUCACGGUCCCUCGGUCGUCACCAGAAUAGGAGACACACAUUGCAUCAUACAGGUUGACGAUCGUCCAUAGAGCGUAUUAAAUUGAAGAAUAUGUGGGUAUUAAUUUCAGAGUACGUAUGGCAUUGUUGUUCUGUAUCGGAGUAAGGUAUAUGCCAAGGUGAAUAGUUUGAGUGUUAAUUCUUCAACUCAAAUUUAUAAAUCAUCUGUGAAAAUAUUGUGCAUUA